Messenger RNA from Plodia interpunctella (Indianmeal moth), 1500 nucleotides. RefSeq names its product mucin-21-like. The transcript has 2 exons. NCBI's taxonomy places the organism in Eukaryota, Metazoa, Arthropoda, Insecta, Lepidoptera, Pyralidae. Bases 50 to 1318 code for a protein of 422 amino acids. The record is from RefSeq and is a predicted model, not a curated record.
CUCGACAUCCACUCAACUGUCUCCUCUCGGCAUCAGCUAUCCUUGCAAUAUGGCGGCGAGAUUCCUUGUAGCUGUGGCCCUCUUCGCUCUGUGCCAUUGCAACCCCGUCAUUAUAAACGGUGUACUUUACCGUGAUGCACGUGGGUUCUCAUCGGCCCAAGGCUACAGCAGCAACUUCGGAGGCCUCAGCCAGGCUUCGGGCUCCGCCACCGCCAACGGAGCCGGCGCGCAGGCCUAUGGCAGCGGCUCCAUCGGCCCCCAGAUGAUCGCCCGUAACGACGGUUUCGAACAAGUCUACCCCGGCCAAGCCAUCGCAAAAGCCGAAGCCUAUGAAGCGCCAGCAAUCCCCAUGUAUGGAGCUGCUAAAGCCGUAGCUCAAGCUCAAAAUGGCGCCUACUACCCAGUCCCUGAGCCAGCGACGGUCAUCACAUAUGAACAGAACUUUGAAGUCCCUGCGGAAGUCAGCUACGAAAUUCCAGCUCCCAUCUCUGCCCAGUCUUCAGCCAUCAUGAAUGGUAACUCUGACUCUUCCAUCGCGUCUGCCAUCUCCAACGGCGCUGGACUAGCUCAGUCCUCCUCUCAGACACAAAGAGGCGUCGACUCUUACGGACUCACUUCUUCCAACGUUAAGUCUUUUGGAGGCUACGGUGCUGCUGACUCCACCGCCAACACUGGCUAUGGCUCCGCCAUUACUGCCGCUAGAAUCCAAGGCUUGGCCGGAUCGGGUUCUGCAAGCUCUAAGGCUCACUCUGGAUUGGGAUCCACUCUCUCAAACGCGCAAGCCCAGAUGAACGGCGGAUACGGCUCCGCUUCCUCCACUGCCAACACUGGAGCGUAUGAACCCACCAUUGUCGCUGCCAAGACCCAGAAGAAGCACAUCAGCUGGCGUUUCGGAACUCUGUACGACACUCCGUCCAGCCACGCUCAAGCUCAAGCCAACACCAACGGUUUCGGCGCGGCCAAGUCCACCGCUCAGACCUACGAGCCCAUUGCCCUGUCUGGUUACAACUCUGCCAAUGCCAACGCUAACGUCAACGGUGCCGGUUUGGCCAAGUCUCAAGCUAACGUUCUUGGUAAUCAAGGAUCCGCCCUUUCUUCCGCCAACAUUGGUUCUGGAUAUACCGCCGCUAAAUCUACCGCUAACAAUGGAGCUAUGUACGGUGGUCUGAGGUCAGACGCUAACGCCCACAGCUCCGGCUUGGGCAGUGCCAUCUCCUCCGCCAAGGCCCAGGAACUGUCCACCGGCUACAAGAUCACCAACUCAGCUGCCAAUGUUUCUGGCUACGGUUCUGCCAACGCCAAGUCCUACAGCGCCUAAGUACCACUAGUACUGCGCCAACGCAACCACACUAAGACGACUGCAAUACUUGUCUUGGUGUAUUUGCCAUUUUCUGCAUUUAUUUAUUUAUUGUGCUCAAAAUUUAAGACUGUUUUAAUGAAUUCUAAACUGCAUUAGUAUCGUAAUUUAUUUAUUGAAAAUAAAGAAAUUUAACUUUACAA